This is a messenger RNA of Diabrotica balteata, 1989 nucleotides long. The record is from the annotation of a GenBank genome assembly. NCBI's taxonomy places the organism in Eukaryota, Metazoa, Arthropoda, Insecta, Coleoptera, Chrysomelidae.
ACCAGUUUCGAGUGUCAGUGUGACAGUUGACUAAGUCUCUUAAUUCAAAAAUACUCGGAUUAGGGCAGUGCUCUUUAUAUUAUAAAAUUUGUAGUUUUAACUAUAAAACAACAUGGAAAAAGUAGGCCUAAGUCCUUGUGAUCCUAGUUCAUUUUCCAGGCCAGAUCAAGUCAUUGUUACUGAUUUAUUGUUGAAUUUGGAUGUUAAUUUUGAAUCAAAAACGUUAAAUGGAAGUACUAUCCUUUCUAUAAAUAAAAUUGAUGAAGCAGCCACAGAAUUGGUACUUGACACAUUUAAAUUGAAUAUAUCGUCGAUAUUUGAUGUUGAUAGUAAAGAAACAUUGGAAUAUACAUUAUCAGAUCACUUAGAAGAUUUUGGAUCUAAAUUAACAAUUCAGUUGCCCCAAAAAGAAGUUAAAAAAAUUAAGAUCGAAUAUGAAACUGCCCCCGAAGCUAGUGGUCUUCAAUGGCUCCUUCCACAAACAACCGCAGGAAAAAUACAUCCAUUUUUAUUCAGCCAAUUUCAACCAACACAUGCAAGAUCUGUGAUACCUUGUCAAGACACUCCAUCUGUUAAACAUCCCUACAAAGCUACAAUUUCGGCCCCAAAGGAGUUGAAAGUUUUAAUGUCGGCUAUCAAUGAAGGAUCCAAGGUGAUUGACGACAAGAAGCAUUAUUUUUUUUACCAGAAGAUUCCAGUGCCUUCUUAUCUUAUAGCCCUUGCUGUAGGUGCUCUUGAAUCUAGACCUUUGGGACCCAGGUCACACGUUUGGGCAGAAAAAGAACUGAUCGAGGAGUGUGCCUAUGAAUUUGCUGAAACUGAACAUCAACUUAAGACUGCCGAAGAUAUUUGUGGACCAUACGUGUGGGGUGUAUACGAUCUACUGGUCUUACCUCCCAGUUUUCCGUAUGGAGGAAUGGAAAACCCUUGUUUAACUUUCGUUACCCCCACUUUAUUGGCUGGCGAUAGAUCUUUAGCUAAUGUAAUAGCUCAUGAAAUAGCACACAGUUGGACAGGAAAUCUGGUAACGAACAAAACCUUUGAGCAUUUCUGGUUAAAUGAGGGUUUUACAAUGUUGGUUGAGAGGAAAAUUAUUAGUAGAUUGGUAUCACCACAAAUGCAAGAUUUUGACGCCUACACGGGCAUAAGUGAUUUAAAAGAAGCUAUAGAAGUAUUGGGUGCUGAUAGUCCUUUAACGCAUCUUGUAGUAGAUUUAAAAGGAGUCCAUCCAGAUGAAGCAUUUUCAACAGUUCCAUAUGAAAAGGGCCAAUCAUUCCUUAGGUAUUUAGAAAAAACUGUUGGUGGUCCAGAUAAGUUCGAGCCGUUUUUAAGAUCUUACUUUGAUACCUUCAAAUACAAAUCUAUUGACACCUCAGAUUUUAAAAAUUUUUUUGAAAAUUACUUUGAAAAUGAACCUGAAAUAAAAAAUAUAGAUUGGGACAAAUGGUUGCACACCCCAGGAAUGCCUUUAAUCAUUCCAGAUUACGAUACUUCCUUAGCAGAAGCCUGUGAUCAACUCUUGGAGAAAUUUUAUGAAUGGACAGGGGAAGGUUGUUUGCCAAUAUCUGCUAAAGACAAGGAACAACUUAUACCGGAACAAGUAAUAUACUUUUUGCAGAAACUGUCAGAAGCUGAGCCUCAACCGAUUGAAAAGCUUAUCGCCUUAAAUAAAUUGUUUGAUUUUGAUAAUGUUAAAAAUUCAGAAAUAAAAUUCCGUUGGCUCAAAACUGGAAUUAAAGCCAAAUGGGUAGAACAAAUUCAAAACGCUUUAGAUUGGGUAAACGUAGUUGGUAGAAUGAAAUUUGUAAAGCCUUUAUAUAGGGAAUUAUUCCAAUGGGACCUUAGUCGAAAUAAAGCUGUUGAUAAUUUUAAAGUUAAUAGGCAUAAUAUGAUGCAUGUUUGUGCGACUACUCUUGCUAAAGAAUUAAAAAUUGAAUAAGUAGUGAUAUGUUAUUUUUAUAGAAAAUAUAUACAUUUUUUAACAUUUAA